AUGAAAAUCCCGGAUUCAGACACUUCUUCCAGUGUGGUCAGGCAUAAGCAAAGAGUUAAGUCUUGUGGCCCGCUGCCCCUCCUCUUUGAUGUUCUGACAUCAUUAGUCCAGCCCCCUGAAAGAUCUCCCUUUUCCUCAGUGCCCGUCAGUUUUACUCGGGAAUGUUUACAGGAACUUCAUGAACAGCAUCAGCACCAAGCGCUUGCACUAUCUUGAAACAGGAAAAAGGCAUGCUUUGAAGAAACAUCUGGCCCGAGGAUCACAGCGGAUGCCACAGGUAAAGCCACUGGGCUCAACAGAGUAAUGGCUGUUCAGACUGCAAUCAUGAACCCCCAGUUCAUGAAUUUCUGCUUCCCUGGAUCUGUGAUGGAGUAUGACAUGGAGAAAAGCCUGGAUGGGAGUCUCCUGGGUGAGGCAGAAAAUGACGGGGACUACAGAGAGACCACAAGGGACCUGCUGAGCUUCAUAGACUCAGCCUCCAGCAAUAUCAAGCUGGCUCUGGACAAGCCGGUAAAAUCCAAGAGGAAAGUCAACCACCGUAAGUAUCUGCAGAAGCAGAUCAAAAGGUGCACUGGCAUUAUAACACCAGGGAACAUAGCAGAAACCCCAGUAAAAAGGCAGGGCUCCCCUCUGGCUCAGGCCAGCCCUUUGCAGAGUAAAACUCUACCUAAGCGUGACGGGGUCCAGGCCAAUUUGCAGAGCAAGAGCCUGGCAGCCCUCUUCAACCCUGUGAAGGAUAUUAGGGGUGAAAAAGCCAAGAAGCCACCACUGAGGCAUCGCAACCUGCCCCCUUCAUUCUUUACUGAGCCUGUCAACUGCUCCAAAGUCAGCUCCACCUCUGGGAUGACUUUAAAGGACUUGGAACGAGGCAAUCCUGAGGCUGCCGAGUUCUUUGAGCUCUUGGGGCCUGAUUACAGCAACAUGGUCAGCGACCAGGACCUUUUUCAAGGCAUGCCGGUUCGGGUGCAGCCGGAGAUGGUAGGCCCAGAUCCUGCUUCCUAUGAUGCUCACCAUUUAGUCGGUGGUCUUCUCUACUCGGAGCCCUGGACUACAUGCUCUGGACCGUCUAAGAAACUAGGGGAGAGCCUGCGUACAGGCCCAGCCCAGCCUCCUGUCUACUGUCACUCAGAGUCCACGUCUGGGCCCAUAGAGGACAACACACUGUGCACUUUGGCCUUCCCAAACUUCUUCACAGACUGCUCCAUACCUCAGGUCACUUAUGAUUUAAGUGGUGGAUAUAACAGAGCUAAUUUUUCAUCUCUAUGAGACACUGACAAUUUUAUUAAUAGAAUUGCUGAUACUACAAAAAAAGCAUAUGAAACUGUGGUGAAGAAUUUAACAGUAGUCUGAGAGAAUUUGAUUUACUGUGUCAUGUUUGAUUCUCUGUUGUGGAAGUGAAAUUGCAGCU
Myripristis murdjan (pinecone soldierfish) is the source of this 1408-nucleotide messenger RNA. It is a transcript of the gene fam181b, whose product is annotated as family with sequence similarity 181 member B. Lineage: Eukaryota; Metazoa; Chordata; Actinopteri; Holocentriformes; Holocentridae. The record is from RefSeq and is a predicted model, not a curated record.